CCCCGUUUGGCCGGCUCGCGAGGAAACGUGGCAGGCGACGCGGCGCCGUUGGAACUUUCGUGCUUUCGACAGUUUACCUAUGCACCCUGCAGGACCGACGUAGUCGAUCCAGUUAUUCCAUGGUCAUAGGGUAACCAUCGUCUUCCUACGAUAACAAAAAUGAAGUACUCCGCUGUGCUACUUGGGCUAGCUGCCAUUCUGGCCAUCGGCCGCUGCGAAGAUGAAGUAAAUGAAGCUGCUCACCUAUUGGUAUCCAAACAAAUUCUUAAUAGAUAUCUCGUCGAGACAAUGGACAUUGUGGUUAAGUACACAGUUCACAAUGUCGGCAAUUCUGCUGCACUGGAAGUUGAAAUAACAGACAACUCCUUCCAUCCUGACAAUUUCGCCCACAUUAGUGGGGAACUAAAUGCUAGAAUUGAUCGUGUUCCUCCAGGCACAAAUGUCAGCCACACAGUUGUUGUAAGGCCAAGGAAAUACGGUUACUUCAAUUUCACCGCUGCCGAGGUCUUGUAUCGCCGCACUGAGGACGCUCCCAGGAUGCAGGUUGCCGUCAGCAGCGAGCCUGGCGAAGGUCUUGUUGUUGCAUUCAGAGAUUAUGACAAGAAGUUCUCUUCUCACGUAAUUGAUUGGGCAGCAUUUGCAGUGAUGACCCUGCCAUCACUGGCCAUUCCGUUUGCCCUGUGGUAUUCUAGCAAGAGCAAAUAUGAGAAACUUUCAAAGAGCACCAAGAAACAUUGAUCGUCUAACAUCGAACUCCUAAAUUCAUUUCAAUCGUGGUGUACAAUAUUUGUAUAGAUUCUGCGUGAUUGUGAGACGCAUGACUGUUUCAUUAUAAAUAAUUAAUUUUUUUUUAAAUAAACGCUAUUUAUGAUAAUUAUACUACCAGUUAUCCUUCGGUGAUCCUGUUAUAAUAAAAAUUAAAAUUAGUAUAAGGCAACAAUCGAAUAGACAAAUCAAAUGUUAGUACUCAAGUGCAAUAUAACUUUAUCGUUUUUGCCAAAUUCUGCAAUCCUAUUUUAAUAUCUUGUAAUAAUUACAGCUGUGGUUUUCAGAUCACAAUUGAGCAAUUUGUAUAUACCAAUGUCUAAAAAAAUGCAAUCAUCUGAUUAUCUAGCCGAAUAAUAUGGUAUAAAAGUUACAGACGCACAGAAAACUUCCUACAGUUGUUAGAUUGUGUUUGUUACAUUUACCUGAUACUGGCAUUACUCUAUUAGAAUAAUACAUACGCUCCCAUCAGAUGGACUCUUUCGACGUGUUAUAGCCACGUAUGGAGUUUCCCUUCUAACUGUAUCCUAUGGACAGUCUUCGUCAUGCUGGCGAGACUGAGCAAACCAUCAGACAGGAUAUGAUAUCUCUCUCAUCCGCACCGUGAUUGCCUACUACAGAUAUAUAACCACCAACUAUGGCGUAGGUGAAGUUAUUGCGGCUUUAGGCGAAUCAACCGCCGUAACAGCUAGAGGUCGAUUCUAUCAAAUUAAUCAACGUAGCGGAAAAUUGAUGUUGUAAUGUCUAGAAGCAAUAAAACCGUGUUGAAUCGAUAAGUCA
This is a messenger RNA of Neodiprion fabricii, 1545 nucleotides long. It is a transcript of the gene SsRbeta, whose product is annotated as translocon-associated protein subunit beta. The record is from RefSeq and is a predicted model, not a curated record. Bases 160 to 738 code for a protein of 192 amino acids. The transcript is spliced from 4 exons. NCBI's taxonomy places the organism in Eukaryota, Metazoa, Arthropoda, Insecta, Hymenoptera, Diprionidae. Gene Ontology annotation, cellular component: membrane; endoplasmic reticulum.